UCUCUCUCCAUGUAUUACACAUUAUAAUCAAAAUAUAAAAUGAGACCACAUUAUUAAAUUCACUCAGUUUCUUGGCCCUCUCUGUUUAGCCAUAAAUUAAAAACAGUAGUACUAUAUUUCAGCCUUUCUUUUUGAUCACUUGGAAGAAUUUGUUACAAAUAUGAAUCGGGUUCGUGCAAAGUUGCCUGAGUUCUGCAGGACCCCAGCAGGAGUCCGUGUUCGAGCCCGUUCACCUUGUACAACAUACAAGAAGACGGGCUCGAUCAAAUCCAGUGACUCUGACAGUAAAUGUAGCAGUAUGGAAAUGAGCUUCAACACCUUUCAGUCGAACCCGGAUUCGGAGAUGAGCGGCAAUAAUAGCAACAAUAAUAACAGAGUCAUGGUUGUGCUUGAUCCUAGUCUAGAUGCCAAUUGUGCUUUGCAAUGGGCACUUUCUCAUACCAUUCAAAGCCAGGAUACCAUUGUUCUUCUCUAUGUCAGCAAAAUCUCAAAAGAAGGUGAAAAGGUCAAUAGUGAAAUUAAUCAGAGAGCAUAUGAACUUCUUUGCUCGAUGAAAAAUAUGUGCCAAACAAGGAAACCAGGGGUGCAAGUGGAGAUAGUAAUGCAAGAAGGAAAAGAGAAAGGACCAGUAAUUGUUGAAAAUGCAAAGCAACACAAGGUCUCUUUACUGGUGUUAGGACAGAGGAAAAGAUCGAUAAUGUGGCGCCUGCUAAGGAUAUGUUGGAGGAAAAAAUCAAGAAGCAGAGUUGUGGAAUACUGUAUUCAGAACGCGAAUUGCAUGACAAUUGCCGUGAGAAGGAAGAGCAGCAAGUAUGGAGGAUAUCUCAUUACUACUAAGCGUCAUAAGAACUUUUGGCUUUUGGCGUAAUGGAACAACAACAUAGCUAGAUGUAAUUUCACAAAGUGGGGUCUACGAGGGUGGUAUGUACGUAGUCUUACCCCUACCUUGUGAAGGUAGAGAGGUUGUUUCUAAUUAAUCUACCUUUUUUCCUUCUUGUAAAGUCUAUUUUGAUUAUGUUGUCCUGUGUAGGAAGCACCUAGCUGCAAAAUGAAAGAAAUAAUUGUCAUUUCAACAUGAA
Capsicum annuum is the source of this 1079-nucleotide messenger RNA. RefSeq lists its product as uncharacterized. The transcript has 3 exons. NCBI's taxonomy places the organism in Eukaryota, Viridiplantae, Streptophyta, Magnoliopsida, Solanales, Solanaceae. The record is from RefSeq and is a predicted model, not a curated record. Bases 161 to 868 code for a protein of 235 amino acids.